AUGAAAAAUCAAAAUUUAUUUAUUUUAGUUUUGUUAUGUUUAGCUAGGUCAUAAGAACCAUGGGAAAUUAUUUAUAAAACCUUUUAAGAUAAGGAUUCCAUGGAUUUAGAAGGGUGGGUAGUAAAAAAUAGUUAUACUGAAAAUAAGGUCUCCAAUUGCGCUGGAUAUACAUUAUUUGGAGGGUAUAAUUAAUUUUCAAGUAAGACAAUAGUAUAUAAGCACUUUUCUUUACCUCCUCAUUAUAAACUCAAAAUUACCUCACAAUUUUGGAAAAUUGAUAGUUGGAAUGAUGAGUAUGCUUAUGCAAUUGCAGACAAUUAUGUAUGGUCAUAGAUGUAUAGUUAUUCGGAUGGCACCCAGAUGUGUGGAAGAAGAAGUGAUUUGCCAGAUACAACCACACAAAUUACAAUUAUUACGAAUAAUUAUUCAAAAUCAUUACUAUUUAUAAUGACUUCAAAUCUGGAUGUUAAUGAUGAAGAAAGUUGGGGAUUUAGAGAUUUUAUUUUAUCAAUAUUAAGAUGUCCUUAAGGUUGUAUAUACUGUUAAGAUAAUGAUUAUAAUAAUUGUUAUUAUUGGAUUGACUUUUUAUCCUUGUGGUAUUAAUCAAUAGAACUUGAUGGAUGGAUGAAAAAUGAUAAUACCUUACCUGCAACAGGCUAAUGUGUCGAUAUUGUUCUUGUAGGAGGGAAGAGUAAUUUAGCCCCAAACGAUAAAUUAGGAAAAAUUAUAGAAAAUUUGGCUCCUCAUUAUAGAAUUUAAGUAAAUGUAUAAUUUUGGAAGAUUGGUUUAUGGAAAAAUGAAUAAUUUUCAUUAGAAAUAGAUGAUUAAAUUAACAAAACUGAUUUGGGAACUUAAGGCAUUUAUUCUAUUUGUGGAGCAACAGAAUUAGUUAAGAUAUUUAAUAUAGGAGUAACUUUAUCUCAUUCUAAGUCAUAAUGUAAAAUAACUAUGAGAACCAAUCUUAAUACUGAAACCACAGAUGCAUCUUGGGGAAUAAGAGCCUUUGAUAUAUAUCUUGCAAAAUGUUUUACUGGUUGUGAUCAAUGUAUAGGGCCUUUAAAAACAGAUUGUAAAGUUUGUUCAAGUGGAUGGAUUUUCUACAAAGAUUUAUGCACUCAUCCCCCUCCUAUGCUUUUUUCAUAAAUAUCAAUUACUUAAAAUAAAGAUUCUCAAUCAGAUUAAAGGAUUUCUAUGGAAAUCCGCCUAUUAGAAGUUGAUUAAUAAAUAAUUACUUAAGGAGAUUUUACACUUUUAUUCAAAAAUAAUUAAUAAAUAUUGACAGUUCAAGUCUAUGUUAAAUGCUUUCCCAACAAAACAAUAAAAAGUUAAUUUUAAUUUAACAACAUAGAAAAUUCACAUAAAUAUUAAUUUGAAAAAGAAUGUAAGUAAAAUUUCAAUAGUGUAAUUUAUAAAGUAAAAUAUGACUUAAGGACAAUUACAGAAUAAGAGUUGAUAUUUAAUACAUCUGAUACAAAAUGUUUAAUUUAUUAGGUAAUUAAAGUUGCUGGUGAAUCAGAACUCAUCAAAAUAUUAGAAAUUUUAUAAGAUGAUGUUUGA
Messenger RNA from Paramecium tetraurelia, 1557 nucleotides. RefSeq lists its product as uncharacterized. Lineage: Eukaryota; Ciliophora; Oligohymenophorea; Peniculida; Parameciidae. The record is from RefSeq and is a predicted model, not a curated record. The transcript is spliced from 5 exons.